Molecule: messenger RNA, 420 nt
Organism: Zootoca vivipara (common lizard)
Lineage: Eukaryota; Metazoa; Chordata; Lepidosauria; Squamata; Lacertidae
Source: RefSeq, a predicted model, not a curated record
AUGUCUUGCUACAUCCCAUCUUGUGGCCCAUCCUGCGCCAUCCCAUCUUGCGCCUCAAAACCUGUCAUUGGUCUUGGACGGUGUGGUGCCGGCUCAGGCUUCGGGGGCAUCGGCUAUGGCAGCUUUGGAGGGGGUAGCGCAGUCUCAGCCAGCAGCCUCGGGGUGCUGUCUGGAGUCCACCCCUCGUGCGUCAACCAAAUCCCACCAUCUGAAGUGGUGAUCCAACCACCUCAGGUCGUGCUGACCAUCCCUGGACCCAUCCUGUCUGCCAGCUGUGAACCCUUAGCCGUGGGAGGCUACAGCCCAUGUGCUUCCGGAGGUUAUGGAGGUUACGGAGGAGGCUAUGGACGCCUUGGAAGUGGAAUUGGGGGCAUCUGUUCACCGAGACGUAGACAAAGCAUCUGCAGAUACCCCUGCUAA